UGCUAGUCCGUAGUAGUAAAUGUGAGGCAGUAAAACGUAGCGGCUCUGGCGAUCCUCUCACGAUCGAUUCAGAUCGGAUCGGACUUUUGAGUCACGCGCGAGAGCGUAGUGAGUCGCAAGCUGAUCGGUCCGCUGAUUGAUCGAUAACGCAACUGAUCUAAUUCAUUGAUCGUGGUGAUUCCUGUGGAUACUCGCCGUGAGAGCGUGUCCGACCAGCCGGAGAUUCGCACAAAAUUCCCGUAAAUGAUCCCAUAGAUCUGCCACGAUGUCGUCGACAUUAUUAUUAAAUUGUGUUCUGGCGUGGCUGUUCGUCAUCAUAGGGGCGAUUACCGUAUCGAUAGAUCGGGCUGACAUUAAAAUUCCACCACCGACACGAUCGUCGAUGAUCGCGAAUGGAUGGCGGCCUCUGACCAAUUCCUACGAGGAGACAAUCGGCACCAAUGUGUCGCCGUCGAGCCACCUGGAGAAGAACGUCCAGGUGCAUCCCGUCCUAAAUAAAUUCCAGGAACACAUGGCAAGCUCGGAAAAGCUAAAGUCGCUGCGAAAGGGCAAGCCACCGGUUCACGAAUACAGUCCGCCGAGCAUACUCGGUAGCUUCACGGUGUUCGGACACGCGGCGACGAAGGCGCGCGGCGAACCCAAGACGCCGAGCAAGCACGUGGCCACGGAGACCCGUGAGUACACGUUCCUGAUACCGCCGCCUAAGGACGCGUACCGCUUCGGUGAGGUGAACCAACACCGCAAGCCGGUCGUGCGGGAUAGCGGUGGUUACGUGCCGAGACAGCCGCCGCAGGCAGCCUACGACGCGGCGCCGAGCAUCCCUCAGCAACCGCUGGAUAAUGUACGUUCGGCGACCUAUUUCAUCAAGGGUUUCCCAAACAACCGUCCUUACGUGCCGCCCUACGCCAUGCCGCAGGCGCUCCAGCCGCCCCGCUCUCAUCCGCCGAAGCAGUUCGAAUCCCUGAAGGUCGCCAACAACGCGAAUCCGUAUUUCCAGCUGCCCGGCGCGGAGAUCCCGGCUGAUUUCGGCAAGCAGAAGCUCGGCGGCAACGAUCGCGACGCCUACGACAGGUACCAGGCGCAGUCUCACGCGCAGAUGUUAAACGCGGCGAACACCGGGAACUUCUACAGCCAAGUGAAUCAUCCCGCGAGUCACUAUAAGUCCAGUUUCGAGCGGGAUCCCGCUUUCCUGGUGCACGAGAGUCACGAGGUUAGCUACGUGACGCCCCCGGGCACGUACAGCGCGUACAGUUUCCGACCCUCGUUGCCCUACGAAACUCUACUGCCGCCGGCGGUCUAUUCGUCCUCGUCGUCGACACCACCGUCCACCACCGCCGUCACGCGGAAUCCCAGCAAGUUUGAUCAGGAUAACGACGCCGCGCGGGAACACGACUACGGUAAACGUCCGAAUACAAGCACCCGUAACAAGUCAAAGAAAGGCGGGCAGACCGAGGUAUCUAAUACCAGAACUACGAGCACUUAUUACGUGGGGGAGCGUCAGGAACUUACGACGUCCACGUGGCCAAAGAGCAAAUACACGUCCGACAUCAAUGAAGUUCUGCCGAAGGAAAAUCCGCCAAGCAAGUUCAGCCAAGAUGUCGCAAAUCAAAAUCAGAUCACUCAGGGCACAAAGAUCGCGCAUCACGGACCGCAAAGUUCCUUCGAGUCUGUUGAGGUUUACCAGCCGACGCCGAUACCAGAUUACGAGACACCGGAGAGCAUCUCGUUGAAGCACUUCAACGAGCAACAGUUCUUGCUGCAGCAACAGUUACUGCUGCGCGAUCGACAGAGACUGGCGGAACAGGAACGUCAGCAGAAAUUGGAGAUCGAGCGGCAGCAGCAGGAGGAGCUGAAGAAACGGCAGGAAGAGCUUAAUCAGCUUGCGCAACAGGAGAAAGAUGAGGAAGAGGCGGCCAGACUUGCCGCCGAAUCCGCAAAAAAUCAAUCGCAAGAGAUCGUGAAGAUCUCGAGCGAGAUGCCAUACACAAUUCAAUUGGAACAGUUCGAGCCGCAGGUCACCACGGAUGUUAAUGUCCUGGUAUCACAGCCUGGUAUUUACAACAUCGAACAGCUGAGAUUUCAGCCUCAGAUAUCCCAGAUCCCAGAGAAUCAGGUGAAUCAAAACUAUCAAUACCAGCAGCAGCUUUACCAGAACAGAUAUCAGGAGCAACCGAUCGAUUAUCACGAGCCUCAAACAGAGACGCGGCCGUACCGUCCGCAGAAACCGUCCCGCGAUCCGCAACGUCGCAAAAAGCCGACGAGCGUCGCUCACGAAAUCUCGCCGACGGAGCCGCCGAGCCAACCGCCGGAAACCGCCAUUCCCCUGACACUGUACGCGGAGGAAGUGCCGAUUCAGACAACGACGGCGCCGGAAGUGCAGACCGUGCCGGCGACACACAGGUCCAGAACUCGCCGUCCGGUCGCGCCGGGUCGACGUAGGAAGCCCGCGAUGACCACGCAGGAACCCGUCACGACGUCCUACGCGGAGGAGGACUAUCUCAAAUAUAACCGAGAGGACGUGCAGCACAAUCAGCACGAUUCGUCGCGGAGAAGACGGAUAAAACCCACCCAAGCGAGUUACAACGAGGAUGCGAUGGCGGAGAGGAGGGGUAACACCAGGAAACGACCGAGUCAUCGGACGAAGGUGAACCAUGACGAGCAGUACGAGAUCGUAACGGAGAACGUGCACAGUUCGCUAAACGCGUACGCGGCUCAGACCACGGAGCCUGCGCCGAGCUACAAUGAGAACAAUCAGUUCGCGACGAAUCAGCCGAGCGUCUCGUACGAAACGAGCCAACCGAUUAACCAGUAUUACGACUAUUCCUCGCGGCAGAACGAGGGAUAUCGCGAGGAGACCAUCACGCCGGAGCAAGUGGUGCCGGAAUACCUGACGGAGAUCAGUCGCGGCAAGAUCGAGGACUACAACGUCGACACGCGCCAGCAAAACGUGAACGUCGUCACCAGCAUCCCGCUGGAGGAGCUGUACGUGAAGACCGACAAUAAUUAUUACGAUCGCGCGACAACGGACACGUCGACGGCCACGACGUCGACCGCCACGACGACGACGACGACGACAACCACCACAACGACCACAACCCCGCAGCCGAUAACCUUGGCACCUCAGGUCGCCACUUCCACAUCGAGGUCUCACAAAAUCGGUCGCCCGUUGAGGUACGGCAACACCACCAGGCCGCGUUUCAGUAUCAAGGAUUACAAGAGCCGCAUGGACUACAAGAGCAGGAUAUCCCAGGUCUCCACGACGGAGGCGGCGCCGACGCCAGCCGGCGAGACCUUGACGCGCGGUCCUCACGUCAAGCAGAGAACGAGCGCGAAGAAUCAACAGACGCAGCUGACGGGCGACACCGUCCGAGAGACCACCGGCAGGUACAAAUACGUCUCCCGGGUGAACUAUCGGACCACCACGUCGUCCCCCGCGGUCACGAGGGAGCAGGAACGAUACUCGGAGGAGAGCGCGUCCUCGACGACCGAGAAGAGCUCCCGAUUCGUGCCGAAGAGGCGGCCGAUCAGCGGCAACGUCUAUCGAAGUAGAAUCGCCUCCACCACGAGCAGUCCCACGCGAUCUCAGAUCAACGGCGAGACGAACGUGAGGCAAACGGCGCGACCCGAGAACGUGUACUCGUCGUCGAUACGCAGACGGCCGGCCAUGAGGACCAGACUGCAGAAAGAGAGCACCGUGGCCACGGCAUAUCCGGACAGCAAGCGACAGGAGGAACCUACGGAGAUGACUGCCGAAGAAACCAGUUUCUACUCGACCGCCGCCUCGUCGACCACUCGCUUCGUGGGCAACGAGAUCGUCGGCGAGAAAGGAGAGAUCGCGUCGCUCGAGGAUCAUCCGGUGAAACUCGGCAUGCAGGAGAGCAAAAAUGAAGGCCGUCAAGAGGAGGCUGUUUUAGAAAAGGAGGAGACGAGAACCGACGCGGCGCCGGCUGCGGACGAUCGCGGGCGGAUUUCGAGCGACGAGCCCGAGCAGACGAGUCGAGUCGAGAAGCCAGAAGUCCCUCCGGCGGCCUCCGGAAGCGAUGUCGACGCGGCGUCAGAGAGACAGCCGGAAAUUACGGAGGCCACGACGAAGUUCGAUGUGCCCUCCGACGAGGAGGAGCUGUUCGCCAAAGCGUCGCAGAGCGUGGCGGACCUGACGAGCUCCGCCUCCGCCCUGUACGACAAGCCGGGCAUGUUCAAGGCGGUCUCGCCGGAGAGCAGGCUCGUUUCGUCGCACUUCAAGAUCACCACGGACGAGCCGACGUUACCCAUCGAGGCCUUCUUCCAGGAGUUCUCGAAGAAGAACUAACGACCAGGUUUUGCUCCGCCGCGAAACGGACUGACUGUCGAGUCGCGGCACGCGCGAUCGGCAAUCCCGUGACUUCGUCGAGAAGCGACGGAAGACCGUGAAAAAUAAUCCGCGAGCUUCCCUCGAAAUAGAGAGUUCUGAGAUUUUUUUUUUUUCGAUUUCGCAAAGAAUUUUUAUUUCAAAAGAGAAUCUAAAAUUACACGCGUCGUUAAAAUCGGAAAAGGAUUUAUGGAUUUCUCGAAGCAUUCUAUUAUCUGGUCUUUACGCUAAAUGUAGAAAGUUUUGAGAGACUAGAGGAAGUUACGUACCUUACGUGCACCAUAGUCUUACGUACUUAAUUUCGCUUCUAAAUUAUUGUUGUCGCACCGUCAUUCUCAUCGUGGAAAAUUAAAACGCUCGAGGCGCAUCGCGAGCGUUCUAAUACACGACCACCAUCGCAAACGCACUUCCCUAUAGAUAUUAGAAAGACAAAGGGAUUUCUAAUGACUUAGACGCAUCGUAGCAGAAACAUUAGGUUUGAGAAGAAGCGCCGCUGUUCGAUGAAAUUUCCGAUGGAGCAGCCGCGCUUUUUCUCGCGCUAGCUAAGAAAACUCGGCAGGACAUUUCGUGUGCAAUAUCUGUGAAAAAGCAAAUUAUCCGACCUACUUGUGUCCUGUGGUAAUAUCCUUUGUAUAAGUUCUUUUUAUAUGUACCUUUAUGUUAGAUUACUCAUAAAAGGGGAAAUACCAAAAGCAAAUUUCGCGAAUUAGGCAAUGUAAUGAUAUAUCAUUGGGAACGCCUUAUUAGUGUAAGCAUGCGAAUCAUCCCAUUGUAUAUUUAUUUAAGAGAUCAUUCUUCAAAUCAUUUCUCGUCAUUACUUUCCGUAAUAUUUCGAAAUAAACUAACGAAUGCUACGAGAUAUUGUAAAUAUGAAUACGUAGCAUAGAAUUUUCAACAUCAUCCUCUGUGCAGAAAAAUCUCUUUCAAAUUUUAUAAGAAGAAGAAAGAUAUAUAUUUUAAAGUUCACUAGAAAAUUUCGUAAAAA
Messenger RNA from Pogonomyrmex barbatus (red harvester ant), 5333 nucleotides. RefSeq lists its product as uncharacterized. NCBI's taxonomy places the organism in Eukaryota, Metazoa, Arthropoda, Insecta, Hymenoptera, Formicidae. The record is from RefSeq and is a predicted model, not a curated record.